Molecule: messenger RNA, 2510 nt
Organism: Sodiomyces alkalinus F11
Lineage: Eukaryota; Fungi; Ascomycota; Sordariomycetes; Glomerellales; Plectosphaerellaceae
Product: isoamyl alcohol oxidase
Exons: 3
Coding region: 355-2154 (599 amino acids)
Molecular function (GO): FAD binding; oxidoreductase activity
Source: RefSeq, a predicted model, not a curated record
CACCAAUAUUUUCGUAUAAUGCAUUCGCCAGUGUUACAAUGCUUGGACGGAUCAUUCAGCCGGAAUGAGAGCCUCGGGUACGUGACCAUAUUAUCAUUCGCUUUGGUACGCUAUAUUUGCUCUCAUAUCAUGGACUUUUCCCGUCAUCCGGCCCUCGCUACUCCGUACAAAACCCCCCCUUUGCUGCCCACGUUGCGAGGUCCAUGAUCCAUAUCCAUCUGGACUCUUGGAACCGGAUCCUUCGACGACUCGUUUGCCUGUUCCCUGUGCAACUUCCCACCCCCGGAUUUCAGCAUCCUGCACCGUUUCAGCACCCAGCACGAUUUGGAGCUUGAUCGAUAAACUGUAAUAAUCAUGGUGCCGCCCCUGUCAACAGCCCUCAAGCUCGCGCUGAGCGCCGUCCUUUUGGCGGCCACGCCCAUCGCGGCUCAGGAUUCGCCGGUCACUCGAGUCUGGGAGGGGAAGGAAUAUGCCUGCAAGUGCUAUCCCGGCGACGAAUGCUGGCCGCAGCAAAAUGCUUGGGGCAGCCUCAACGACACCGUCGACGGGAACCUGCACGUCCACAUCCCCCCCGAAGCCGCCUGCCACAACACCUUCGAGGGGCCUCUGGGCACGGUCGAGACGUACGACGCACAGGAGUGUCAGCAUGUGAUGCAGAAUUAUGCGGAUGAAGAAUGGUCCACCGGGCAGCAAGCUCUUCUUCUGUGGAAGUAUUUCACCAACCACACCUGCACGCCGACGAACAACCCGAACGAGCCCUGCACGCUUGGCUACUACGGCGUCUACGUGAUCGAGGCCCAGACCACAGACCACAUCAAGGCCAGCAUCGACUUUGCGCGCGAGAACAACCUCCGCCUCGUGAUCCGCAACACGGGCCACGACUUCAUCGGCCGCAGCACCGGCUGGGGCGCCCUCAUCAUCAACACCUUCGGCUUCAAGGACGUCCAGUUCAUCGACGCGUGGACCGGCGCCGGCGACUACGACGGCGGCGCCGUCAGGGUAGGCGCCGGCAUCCAAGGGCGUGACCUCCUGCGCCAGGCCUUCGCCCACAACGUCGCCGUCGUCACGGGCGAGUGUCCCACCGUCGGCAUCGCGGGAGGGCUCGUGGGCGGCGGCGGCCACGGCCCGCUCACCACGCUGCACGGCAUGGUGGCCGACAACGCGCUCGAGUUCGACGCCAUCACGGCCGAGGGGGAGUUCGUCACCGCCAACGCCGACGAGAACGCCGACCUCUUCUACGCCCUCAAGGGCGGCGGCCCGUCUACCUACGCCGUGGUCACCUCCGCCACCUUCCGGACCUACCCGGAGGAGAUGGCGUCCGGCGGCGAGCUGUACAUCAACGCCACCGUCCCGGGAACGACGGAGGACCAGGUGUGGGAGGGCGUGCGUAUCUUCCACAGCUACGCCAACCACCUCGUCGACCACGGACUGUACGUCUACUACGAGGUGGCGCCCUUCACGCUGCGCAUCCGGCCCUACGUGGCCAUCGGCAAGACGCGCGAAGAGCUGGACGCCAUUGUCGCGCCCAUCCUGGCCGACUUGACCGCCGCCGGCGUGCCCUUUACGGCCACGAGCAAGCAGUUCGCCUCCUUCUUCGAGCUGUACAUGGAUCUGUUCGAGGACGAGGGCGCCGGGGCUUUCGCGCUGACGGGCGGCUGGGCCUUCACGCACGACGACGUGGCGGCGCGCAACGACGACAUUGUCGAUGCCUUCAAGCUUGUCGUCAGCCCCCGCGAGGACUUGGCGUACACGGGCGUCGUGAUCGGCCACUUGUUCAACCCGGGGUACGGAUGGCCUUCUGCUGCCGACAGCGCGACGCACCCCAAGUGGCGCAACAGCACCGAUUUCGUCAUCAGCAUCGUCCCUGUGCCGGUUGACGCCAGUCUGGAGAAGAAGGCUGAGCUUCAGGAUCUCCUGACCAAUACUGUCGAUGCUGCGUUGAGGGAGGCUGGCCCGGAGGGGUUCACGUAUAUCAACGAGGCCGAUCCCUACCAGCCAAACUGGCAGGAGGCCUUCUGGGGCGACGUGUAUGAGAGGUUGGUCUGCAUUCGUCGGAAGUGGGAUCCCAACGGUGUCUUCUACUCCAUCGCCACACCUGGCACCGAGGAUUGGGAGGUGAUCGAGUACGGCACCCGUCUGUGCAAGGCCGUGUAACUGUAAAUUUGUAGUCUCAAAGCUGCUAUUGUGAGACCAGGGUUGCUCUCUGCGAAGAUUGGCUUUUUUUUCGCUUCACCUUCUCUUUCUAGGUUUCUUCCUUUGAUAUCGAAUACCAUCGUUACGCAUCCGGAGUGUCAUUCCCCAUCUUCCGAUGCGUUAUCCCCUCCGGCAGCUCAUCCUUCUUCUUCUUCUCCUCCUCCUUCGGCUUCUUCUUCUUUAUCUUUAACUUCCUUAUCUUCUUCUUCGGUUUCUUCUUCUCCUCCUCCUCCGGCUCUACCACCACUACCUCCUCUACUACCUCCACCUCCUCUACCUCCUCCUCCUCCCCCUUCUUCUUCUUCUCUACCACCUCC